CGGCUGCACUCGAUGGUGCUCGGCUCGGCGCUGGCCGCUCUAGCCACUUCAGACUUUCACUCGGUGGCUCCUGGCCGGGUUUAGUCUAGGAUUCCUUGACGCGCACUGCACGUGUGCCAGAGCCUGGGCUCCUCCGGCCGUGCUAGCCACCGGCAUGUUCGAGGAGCCCGAAUGGGUCGAGGCGGCCCCGGCAGCCCUGGGACUCCGGCCCGCGACAACACAGGUUCAGCCGGCGAUUGCCCCGCCAGUCAAGGGCCGCAAGCGCCGCCAUCUCUUGGCCACAUUACGGGCCCUGGAAGCAGCGUCUCUCUCCCAGCAACCCCCAAGCCUUCCUGGCAGUGACUCUGAGGAGGAGGAGAUAGGAAGGAAGAACAGAUACCUCCAAAGGCCCUCACUUGCCAAUACCUCAAAGGAAGUAGGGGAGAAAAGAAAAAGGAAAUGUCAAAAACAGGAACCAUCUAUCACUGGCUCUGAGGAAGUAGAAAGGAAGUGCAAACAAGCUCCUCCUGGUGGGAUCUCUGAUGAAGAGGAAAAAGGAAAAGGGAAAUGCCGUAAAUAUCCUCAUUUACACCCAACACAGCACCUGGACGGUGUUGGCCAAACAGGUACCAGUAUAUAUGUAUGUGUAUGGGGGAUUACCACUACAAUUGACCCGCCCAAGCCAAGCCCUGAGUCCACAUCACCUGACCCCUCACACACCCUGAGCCGCAAACAGUGGCGGAACCGGCAGAAGAAUAAGCGGAGACACAAGAACAAAUUUCGGCCCCUUCAGACCCCAGACCAAGUUCCUCCCAAGCCUUCCACGGAGGAGACUGAGGUACCUCCCGCCCCACAACCAGACAGCCAAGAGACAAGAGCUGGAGCCCUGCGAGCACGCAUGGCACAACGGCUGGACGGGGCCCGCUUCAGGUACCUUAACGAACAGCUGUACUCAGGGCCCAGCAGCGCCGCCCAGCGCCUCUUCCAAGAAGACCCCGAGGCAUUUCUCCUCUACCACCGCGGCUUUCAGAGACAAGUGAAGAAGUGGCCCUUGCACCCAGUCGACCGGAUCGCCAAAGAUCUCCGCCAGAAGCCUGCAUCCUUGGUGGUAGCUGACUUUGGCUGUGGAGACUGCCGCCUAGCCUCAAGUAUCCGGAACCCUGUGCACUGUUUUGACUUGGCCUCUCUGGACCCCAGGGUCACGGUGUGUGACAUGGCCCAGGUGCCCCUGGGGGAUGAGUCUGUGGAUGUGGCUGUGUUCUGCCUUUCACUAAUGGGGACUAACAUCAGGGACUUCCUCGAGGAGGCAAAUCGAGUGCUGAAGCCAGGGGGUCUUCUCAAAGUAGCUGAAGUCAGCAGCCGCUUUGAGGAUAUUCGGAGCUUUUUGGGGGCUGUGACGAAACUCGGCUUUAAGGUCAUCUAUAAGGACCUGACCAACAGUCACUUCUUCUUGUUUGACUUUGAAAAGACUGGCCCUCCUCGAGUAGGGCCCAAAGCCCAACUGUCAGGCCUGAAGCUUCAGCCGUGUCUCUACAAGCGCAGGUGACCAGUGGACCCCUGCUGGGAAGGGAGCGCUCAGACUCCAAACUCUGAGGAUGCAUCUACCCGGGCUAUGAGCCAGGACCUGGUACCACCCUCCUUUUCUACCAACAACACUGUGGUGACGCCUCCA
This is a messenger RNA of Acomys russatus (golden spiny mouse), 1651 nucleotides long. RefSeq names its product ribosomal RNA processing 8 (gene Rrp8). The record is from RefSeq and is a predicted model, not a curated record. Gene Ontology annotation, molecular function: methyltransferase activity. Gene Ontology annotation, biological process: regulation of transcription by glucose; cellular response to glucose starvation; rDNA heterochromatin formation. Gene Ontology annotation, cellular component: nucleolus; rDNA heterochromatin; chromatin silencing complex. Lineage: Eukaryota; Metazoa; Chordata; Mammalia; Rodentia; Muridae.